Bacillus rossius redtenbacheri is the source of this 2585-nucleotide messenger RNA. RefSeq names its product general transcription factor IIH subunit 1 (gene Tfb1). The record is from RefSeq and is a predicted model, not a curated record. Gene Ontology annotation, cellular component: transcription factor TFIIH core complex; transcription factor TFIIH holo complex. The transcript has 12 exons. NCBI's taxonomy places the organism in Eukaryota, Metazoa, Arthropoda, Insecta, Phasmatodea, Bacillidae. Gene Ontology annotation, biological process: transcription by RNA polymerase I; nucleotide-excision repair; transcription by RNA polymerase II. Bases 419 to 2158 code for a protein of 579 amino acids.
AUGGUAUUGCUACGAUACAUCCAUGGAUUCAUCUUUCUGAUCGUUUACUAUGAUUUAAACAUUUGCAGUGUUCAUUCUACACAAUAUAUUAUCCUUAUUUAUAGUAUUUGUUUGUAGUACAUUUUAUCUUGUCUGAAGACGAUUUAAAAACCUAUUUUUUGUGAUCUAAAAUAGCAAUUAUUUGAGGAAUUGGAUUCACAAGAACCAUAGUGUCCAGCAAGUGAGGAAAAGACUUCAAUGACGUCGGUGUAGUCGGCUUGUCGUCUGCGAAGUAUUCCGGCCUAGGCUGUUGGUCGAUGUUGGUGUCUGUGCUAGUUAUGUAUGUCACACAUGGCUCCCAUCAAACUUGCACGGUUUGCUUCGAGCGUCGUGACAAGUCAACAUUUUUAGCUGCAUUAGUGUUGAACAUAAAGCCACCAUGACCACCUCCUCAGAAGAUGUGCUUUUGCAAGUUGGUGAAGUCAGAUAUAAAAAAGGGGAUGGAACUUUGUAUGUAAUGAGUGAAAGGCUGGGAUGGAUGAUGGAUCACAGGGAUUCAAUGUCUGUUAGCCACAGAUACACUGACAUAAAGAUGCAGAAGAUCUCGCCGGAGGGCAAGCCCAAGAUCCAGCUGCAGGUGGUGAUGCACGACGGGCAGACGUCGACGUUCCACUUCGUGAACCGGCAGGGCACGGCCGCACAGCUCAAGGACCGGGACGACGUCAAGGAGACGCUGCAGCAGCUGCUGCUGAAGUUCAAGAGGGAGGUGAACAAGGAGCUAGAGGAGAAGAACAGGUUGCUCUCGGAGAAUCCGUCACUCCUGCAACUUUAUCGGGACCUGGUCAUCACGCAGGUCAUAUCCGCGGAGGAGUUCUGGACCCAGCACGCCAACCAGUACACGCAGAAGCAACAGGCGCAGAAACAAGACGUCGGAGUGUCCGGGGCUUUCUUGGCGGACAUCAAGCCCCAGACAGACGGCUGCAACGGCCUGGUAUACAACCUGACGGCCGACAUCAUAGAGUGCAUCUUCAAGACGUACCCCGCGGUGCGCCGGAAACACUUGGAGCACGUGCCUCACAAGCUGUCAGAGUCCGAGUUCUGGACCAAGUUCUUCCAGUCCCAUUACUUCCACCGCGACCGCAUCAAUGCCGGCACCAAAGACUUGUUCACCGAGUGCGCCAAGCUGGAUGAGCAAGAAAUGAGGCGAGACAUCAGUGCAGGCAUAGACGAUCCUCUGGUGGACAUUGGCUCGUUCGAAGACAGGUCGCUGGAUGAGGGCUAUGGCACGGGGGCAGACAAGCUGUCGAUCUCGCAGAGUGGCAACAUAGUUCACCAGAACAUGAUCAAGAGGUUCAACCAGCACUCCAUCAUGGUGCUGAAGGCCUGCCAGCAGAACAAGUCGAGCCUGGUCAACUCCACAGCCACGGACCAGAAGACGAAGUCCCCUCCCAACAAGGACAAGCUGUCGCCAGCGCCCGCGGUGACGGUGAACGGCUCGGGCAGCGGCUUGCCCGACAGCUGCUACCACAAGACUAAGAAGAUGCGCAUACAAGAGAAGAUAAGCUAUGAAGAUUUAGAGUCUCCAGACAACUCGGAAACCACGUUACAGGGAGCACAGUUGAAUCUAUCCAAGGUGGAGCGUUACCUUCAUGGGCCAAUGCCAGGUGCAGCAGGGGACAGCAGCAGCUCCUCGGAGCUGAUGGGCACCCUGCAGCGGCUGCAGCAUGAGAGUCUGUCCUGGGUCAGCCCAGGGGGCCACCUGCCGCGCCAGUCGUCGUCCGUGCUGGUGAACCCUGCGGCCGCCGUCAGCGCGCUGGGGGAGCUCACCCCGGGCGGGGCCCUCAUGCGGGGCUUGCACGAGGAGACCCUUGCGCAGAUGGUGCCGGCCGACCUGGAGAAGGAGCUGGGCAACCUGUACGUGUCCCUGUGCGAGCUGCUGCGGCACUUCUGGGCCUGCUUCCCGCCCACGUCGCCCGGCCUCGAGGAGAAGGCCGUCCACAUGCACGAGGCCCUGCGGCGCUUCCAGUCCGCCCGCUUCAAGUCCUUCGAGGACCGGAUACUGCGGGAGUACUCGCAGCUCAGCCAGCACCUGACUAGUCAUCUCAACCAAAUCCUGAACGCCGCGUUCCACAAGUUCGCCACGUGGCAGCAGCGCCGUGCGCAGCAGGCCAUCAGGUAGCGGCUGUGUUGGUCUGCCCGGGCUGCCCAGGAUCCUGGUCGGACCGCUCCGCCAGGGACUGCGCCCCGCUCGGUGGACGCCUGUGCUGCCGUCGGACGGACGGAACUCUGCCCCACCCCUGCUACCUCCUCGAGUUCCUUUCCCGCGUCAAUCUGGUUGCUCGUUCGACGCCAAACUGAUCCCUUUCAUCACAAGUUUUUUGUAAGCCGACGUGCCAAGUUCAAAUUCAAAGUAACAUUUAGUAGAUUUGUGCGUAGUUUUUCAGGGCUGUUUUAUUUUGAGAAUCUGGAGGCUGCACUAAAAACUUUCUUGUGUUCGAGCAAUAUAAUUUAUGUCGAUUUUGUUGUAGUCUGAACAGGAUUGUGUUGCAGUAUUUAAUGCACUUUGUAAGAUGAGUGUUAUUGGUCAGUAAAGAUUUGUUAUUUUA